Messenger RNA from Chaetomium globosum CBS 148.51, 663 nucleotides. RefSeq lists its product as uncharacterized. The transcript has a single exon. Gene Ontology annotation, molecular function: DNA binding. The coding region runs from base 1 to 663 and encodes 220 amino acids. Gene Ontology annotation, cellular component: nucleus. NCBI's taxonomy places the organism in Eukaryota, Fungi, Ascomycota, Sordariomycetes, Sordariales, Chaetomiaceae. The record is from RefSeq and is a predicted model, not a curated record.
AUGGCCAAUUUGCUACUCGCGCAACGCGACGGCGGACGUGUCGGUAAGCACUGGGCCGAAAAGUUCGUCAAGCGACAACCAAAACUCAAGACGCGUUUCAAUCGCGCAUAUGACUUCCAGAGAGCCCUCUGCGAAGAUCCAGAGCUUACUGGCGCGUGGUUCAAGCUUGUGCACAACAUGAGAGCGAAGUACGGCAUCCACGACUGCGACUUCUACAACUUCGACGAGACCGGCUUUAUGAUGGGCGUUAUCUGCGCGUCUAUGGUAGUGACACGCGCUGAUCGACGUGGAAGGGGCAAGGCAGUUCAGCCUGGCAAUAGGGAAUGGGCAACGGCGAUUGAGUGCAUCAAUGGCGAAGGGUGGUGCCUCCCGCCGUUUCUGAUCGUGCAAGGCAUGUACCGCCUCGCAAACUGGUACACGGAGAGCAACCUUCCGCUCGACUGGGCUAUCAAACCAACUUCCAAUGGGUGGACCGACAACGAGACCGGCGUAGAAUGGAUCAAACACUUUGAUAAGCACACAAAGUCUCGUACGAAGGGUGAGUAUCGGUUGAUUCUGCUUGAUGCGCAUGAGAGUCACAUGUCGGCCAAAUUCGAAGCCUUUUGCAAGCAGAACAACAUUGUCACCAUCAGCCUGCCGGCUCACUCAUCCCAUAUAACCUAG